AUGGCUACCGACAAGAUUACCUUUCUCACUAAUUGGCAAGCCACGCCCUACCACGCACCCCUCUACCUUGCCCAAAAGCUUGGUUUCUUUGCCGACGAGGGCAUCAAGGUCGCCAUCCUUGAGCCAAACGAUCCGAGCGAUGUCACCGAGAUUAUCGGAAGCGGAAAGGUGGACAUGGGAUUCAAGGCCAUGAUUCAUACUCUGGCCGCCAAAGCCCGCAACUUUCCAGUGACAUCCAUUGGCUCUCUUCUCGACGAGCCAUUCACUGGGGUCGUCUAUCUCAAGUCGAGCGGUAUUACUACCGACUUUCGCACCCUAAAGGGCAAGCGCAUUGGCUAUGUUGGCGAGUUUGGCAAGAUUCAAAUCGACGAACUCACCUCGCACUAUGGAAUGAGCCCCAAUGACUACACGGCAGUCCGCUGUGGCAUGAAUGUCAGCAAGGCCAUUAUCGAAGGCACCAUUGACGCCGGUAUCGGCCUCGAGAAUGUCCAAAUGGUCGAGCUGGCAGAAUGGCUCGCCAGCCAGGGCCGUGCCCGCGAUGAAGUGCAGAUGCUUCGAAUCGACGAGCUGGCUGAGCUGGGUUGCUGCUGCUUCUGUAGCAUUCUCUACAUUGUCAAUGACACUUUUCUUGCCGAAAACCCUGAAAAGGUUGAGAAAUUCAUGCGCGCUGUCAAAAAGGCAACAGACCUUGUCCUUGCUUCUCCCGCCGAUGCGUACAAGCAAUACGUCGACAUGAAGCCAAGCAUGGGCACCGACGUCAACUUUAAAAUCUUUGAGCGCUCCUAUGCGUACUUUUCCAAGGAUUUGCAAAACGUGAGCCGUGACUGGGAAAAGGUUACCAAGUACGGCAAGCGUCUGGGUGUCUUGCAGCCCGACUUUGUUCCCAACUACACCAACAAGUACUUGACUUGGCCGUUGGAGGGUCCGUCGCAGGAUCCCAUUGCCGAUCAAAAGGCCAUGGCAGAGUUGCAAAAGGAUGUCGCUUGCUGUGGAGGCUUUCGCCGUUUGCCUCUUGCCCUUUCUACUGCCUAG
This is a messenger RNA of Pestalotiopsis fici W106-1, 1032 nucleotides long. Its product is annotated as Protein NMT1. Gene Ontology annotation, biological process: thiamine biosynthetic process. The coding region runs from base 1 to 1032 and encodes 343 amino acids. The transcript is spliced from 4 exons. NCBI's taxonomy places the organism in Eukaryota, Fungi, Ascomycota, Sordariomycetes, Amphisphaeriales, Sporocadaceae. The record is from RefSeq and is a predicted model, not a curated record.